GGGACGGACCGGCCGGGCCCCUGCUGCCUUCCAUCCUUUCUAAGAUGAGGAAGUGCAAAAACGGGAAGCCCCAAAACAGAACUGCUGAGUGUCCACUACGCCCUUUGGCUUCCGCUGCUGCUUCUGCUCCGGGUGGGUCGCCCUCCGGGCAGCCCUGCCAGCCCCUCCACGGGAGCCCUGAAGCGGUGCGAGGAGAGAAGCGGGAGCGACCCAGAACACCCGUUGCCUCUACUCCUAACUUACUCCACGGCUACAGCUACUCCUCUUCCAACUCCGCCCCGGGCCUUUCUGGGUUUUUCCUGUGUGGGGCGGACCGGCCGGGCCCCUGCUGCCUUCGCUGCGUCCCAACACCGACGGAGGAAAGUCUAGAAAGAGGCGCCCCGGGUGCAGCACACAGCCGAAAGACCGCCGCUCGGUCCCGCCACCCGCCCUUCCCCCUCCGACGGAAGAAGGCACAGACCCCAACCCCACCGCGCGCGGACCGGGAGACCGGGGCAUUUAACGAGUUUUCCCGCGCGACGGCCCACCCGGAGAUCUCCUGCACGCCGGGGAGAGAGCAGGCUGGCGUGGGAGACGGGGGGGGGGCUCUGUCCAGCCUCUCCCUGGGAAGGAUGCGUCCAAGGAUUCCUGCCAUCGCUGUGGCCCUGGGGGAAAAGGGGGACAAGGCCAGUUUUGGGUGCCCAAGAGGCGCUCUGCGUGUCUGUGUCUUCCGAGUGGACUGGAGCCGUCGCUUGAGUUCUCUUCUCCGUCCUCCGGCUCCGACACUGUGA
Molecule: messenger RNA, 770 nt
Organism: Pantherophis guttatus
Lineage: Eukaryota; Metazoa; Chordata; Lepidosauria; Squamata; Colubridae
Source: RefSeq, a predicted model, not a curated record